CGGUGACGCCCGACGAAGGGGGUGGGGCGUGCAUGCAGCGAGGCUCAAGUAGACCGUGCACGUCGUCUCUUCCGCGAAGUGAUGUCCAUCACAGGGAAAGCAACAGCAUUGGUGUGUGGCAUGGCGGCGAGGUCCCCUGCACAGUCAUGCACGGGAGUGCCGAGGCGGUGACACGUAGGGAGUUAUCAUAUAGGGAGAAGGGUUUGCUGGUGAGUGCGUUGACGAUGGUGUGCAGGCAUAUGGAAUCCACGGCUGAGUUGAGGCGGCGUGCUUCGAUACGUAGGCGGAACACGGAAGAUGGAGGCGGCCAUGAAACAGGCGAUGGUGGAGCCGGCGACCUCCGGUGUUCUGUGGGACGCACCUUUCCCGAUGGCGAAUGCCAUCAUUGCCGGGUGUUGUGGAACUCGUCAUUGUUCAAGCGGGCGGGAGCUGUAACUUUAUUCGAGGUCGAGCCGAUCGUUCUUCCAGGAGGCGUGAGCACGAAAGGCUACCUUCUGGGUGACAACGGGUACGAUCCGAAGACAUGGAUCGUUGUCCCUUACGGAGGAGUGGAGCAGCAAUCGGACGUUGCCAUCUUCUAUGGGAAGCAGAAGGCAACGGGGGGAGUGGUGGAGAGGGCAUUCGGGAGGCUGAAGGGAAUGUGGAGGUUAUUCCUUCGCCACCACAAGACGAAUACGGCAAACAUGCCACAACAGUUUCAUGAUGUCUGCAUCCUCCACAACUUGCUUAUUGAGGCGGGGAUCGACUUCGAUGAGAGGGUUCUUUUGGAGCUGGACGCGGACGGUAACGAGGGGAUGGUGGACCUGGGAAUGUCGAGGCUGAAGAAGUUGUGGAGGAAGAGCCGGUUCAAUGGUGAAACUCAUGGCGAAGACCGAGGAGAAGUAUUGCCAGACGACGGGGAGGGAACAAGAUCCUCGUCUUGGGUAGAGGAAGAAGGCGAAGGCGAGGCAGGAUCCUCAGAGGGAGGGAGAGGGCGAAGGCAGCUGGCGGGAAGUCCAGCUAUGGCACCCAGGCACGAGCUGAAUGGAGUGCUCGACGUCACGCAUCGGUGGGAUGCCGGCGUACGAGAACGACGAUGGGAAAACGUCGUGGUACUCUCGGAUGAGGUCACGAACUGCGGGCUCCAAGUCAGCUGUAUAUCGUGCGAGUUCCUCAGCGUCAGCGUCAGCUCGCGACGGCGGGGUGGACUCGACGGACGGCGGAGGGACGGAAGUAGAGAUGGGAGUCAUGGAGAUAGAGGGAGAUCUGGCUCCAGAGGGAUGAGCUCGGCGUCGGGACAGGGUGGAUCAUAGUGUAAGAGAUCCGUCACGGCCACCAUAAAGAAGGUGACGUCGUCCUGUCGAAUGAAGUGAGCGAACUGCCGAGGCGAGGUGACAGUGAUAGAGGGAGAUGGUGUGGGCACUGAAGGCUCCGGGGGAGGAGGAUCGGGGCGUGGUGUUGCCGUGGUACCUAUGAAAGGUACGCGAUACGUCUGUCCACACUUCGUUUUGAGAACGAGAGUGUUGGUCGCCCAAUCRGCCUCGGUGCUKYGGAACCGACGAGACCACGGAGUGCCGAGAAUGAAGUCGUACCCCGUCU
Messenger RNA from Chara braunii, 1578 nucleotides. NCBI's taxonomy places the organism in Eukaryota, Viridiplantae, Streptophyta, Charophyceae, Charales, Characeae. The record is from the annotation of a GenBank genome assembly.